Sitophilus oryzae (rice weevil) is the source of this 1813-nucleotide messenger RNA. Its product is annotated as graves disease carrier protein-like. Gene Ontology annotation, biological process: transmembrane transport. NCBI's taxonomy places the organism in Eukaryota, Metazoa, Arthropoda, Insecta, Coleoptera, Curculionidae. Bases 414 to 1379 code for a protein of 321 amino acids. The record is from RefSeq and is a predicted model, not a curated record. Gene Ontology annotation, cellular component: mitochondrial inner membrane. The transcript has 6 exons.
AGAUCUUAGCUAAAACACAUGAAUAAUUAAGAAUUUUACUGCGAGCUGUUGCUCAACUAGCCAAUUUUUCCGUGUAUACCUAGAAAUAUAGAAAUAAUUCAAGAAAUUUUUGUAUACCUACCGAACUGACUUAACCUAGAUUGUUAAUGUUUUCUCCGCUUAUAAGUUCUCAGCUGCAAAAUAGAAAUUUAGUUUAUGCCCAACGACAUAAUUAUUAUUAGGAAUUAUUUCAAAUGCACUUAUUUUUAGUCAGUAUCAAAGUUUAACCGUAAGUAAAUCAAAGGAUGACACGAAGAGAAAGUUUAUUAGUUUUAAAUAUUUCGAUUCACUGUAAAAUAUGGUAAUGUUAUAGAAAAGUGUCGCCUAUUUUUUAUAUUUAAAUUAUUUCAAAUUGAAGAAGAGUGUCUUUCAAAAUGAGUGGUUUAAAAACAGAAACUGGCGGUGGUCAAAGCAUCCAGUUAUCCCUAGUGGGUAAAAAUUUACUUUGUGGUGGUAUAGCUGGUAUGGUAUCAAAGACUACAGUUGCCCCUUUAGACCGAGUGAAAAUUCUUUUGCAAGCACAUAACCAUCACCAUGAAAAUCAUGGUGUUUUUAAUGGUAUAAAACAUAUUAUUAAAAGAGAAGGGUACAUUGCUCUCUAUAAAGGUAACGGAGCACAAAUGGUUCGAAUAUUUCCUUAUGCUGCAGCUCAAUUUACAUCAUUCGAAAUCUAUAAGAAAUAUUUAGAUGGUAUAUUUGGUCAGAAGUCCCAUAUCGAUAAAUUCCUUGCAGGAGCAGCUGCAGGUUUGACAGCAGUUCUAUUGACAUAUCCUUUAGAUACGGUUAGAGCGAGACUAGCUUUCCAAAUAAGUGGUGAGCAUGUAUAUACAGGAAUCUUGCAUACUGCAGUGUCCAUAUUCAAAGAUGAAGGCGGCGUUCGUGCCCUCUAUAGGGGCUUUACACCAACUCUGAUGGGUAUGGUACCUUAUGCCGGGUUGUCGUUUUAUUGCUUUGAGUACCUGAAGUUUGGCUGCAUCAAGUAUUUACCGGAUUGGACCACUAGACCGUGCCCCAAAAACACAGGUGGCAUAGUGUUAACCAUUCCCGCCAAACUAAUAUGCGGCGGCUUAGCCGGCGCAGUAGCCCAAAGCUUCAGCUACCCCCUGGACGUGACAAGGAGACGGAUGCAGCUUGCCAUGAUGAAACCGGAAACGCACCAUCUGGGCGAGGACAUGUUCAAGACGCUCAAGCACAUCUACAGCGAUCACGGCAUCAUCAAAGGCCUGUUCAGAGGCAUGUCAAUUAACUAUAUGAGAGCUAUACCAAUGGUGGCAGUGUCUUUCUCCACCUACGAACUGAGCAAACAAUUGUUGGGAUUGGACACUGGUUUGGUGGUAUAAUGAAACGAAAUAGACACACAAUGAGGUAUGGUUGGAGAGAUUUCGAGAAUCAUACAUAGUCUAAUUAAUUCAAGUACCGAGUCUGGAUCUAGCGAUUUUGGUCGAAAUUCGUUUAUCCAGUUUUAGUUAGAUUUUAACUACUCUGUUAUGUGUCAGUGAAUAUUAUUACAUUCCUUAUGUUUUUGUAUAAAUAUAUCUAAUAAAAAUCUAGAUCUGAUUUCGAAUUGGCCCCUGUCUUGAUUUUAUCGUUUUUUCUUUUUUACUCAUUGAAUUUUCUUAAACUAAUAAAUAUAAAUACAAAUUAUCAUUAAAGCUGACAACACUGAAGAAUAUCGACAACCCAUUGACUAAAAAAAACACUAGGAAUUUUAUGUGAGUCAGUGAGACAAGCUGAUGAAGAUAAGUUGGUACUGUUUUAAACCAAAUAUUAUAAU